Messenger RNA from Stegodyphus dumicola, 766 nucleotides. Its product is annotated as saccharopine dehydrogenase-like oxidoreductase. Gene Ontology annotation, biological process: glycolipid biosynthetic process. Lineage: Eukaryota; Metazoa; Arthropoda; Arachnida; Araneae; Eresidae. The record is from RefSeq and is a predicted model, not a curated record. Gene Ontology annotation, cellular component: plasma membrane; lipid droplet; mitochondrion.
CAUAAAUACUUUUGGCAGAGUUAUGAAUGAUCGUGCUUCGAUUUAGUUACCCCGAAUUGCCAGUGUGACUUUUUCUAACGGAGAUAUUGUACUACAAAUAGGUUACUAAUAGUAAUAUUUCUUGAACCCAGUUUUUCGUGAAUGAUCAAAAUUUCGUAAUUUUAGUAUGUGUUACAAAUACAAAAUGUUCGAUAUUGUAAUUUUUGGCGCAAACGGUUAUACAGGCUGCUAUGUCAUAGAAGAAUUAGCAAGAUCUGCAGUCACAUCCGAUGUUAAAUGGGCUAUUGCCGGCAGAAAUGUACAGAAAUUGCAGGAAUCUUUAUACAUAAUUCAAGAAUAUCUUGAAAAUGGCAUUGACAUUUGUAGAAUACCAAUCAUAAUAGCAGAUGCACAAGAUAAAUCAUCUGUUUUUAAUAUGUGUAAGGUAGCAAGACUUAUUCUGAAUUGUGCGGGACCUUAUGAACCUCAUGCUGAAAACAUUAUCUCAGCUUGUGUUGAAAAUGGUACCCAUUAUGUGGAUCUUAGUAUUGAAAUCAGAUUCUUUUUACAUAUUCAAGCAAGAUAUUUCCGGAGUGCUCUUGAGAAAAACAUUUACAUAGUACAACAGUGUGGAUUUGGUUGCAUACCUUCUGACUAUGGUGUUUGCUUAUUAAGGGAAAAAUUUCCAGGUGUUUUAAAUUCUGUAGAAUAUUAUGUUGAAAUCGGAGAGGGACCUCAGUAUUCUAAUCUGCUUUGUAAAGAACUUCAAGCUGUAGUUACCCAAUGA